This is a messenger RNA of Dioscorea cayenensis subsp. rotundata (Guinea yam), 827 nucleotides long. RefSeq lists its product as uncharacterized. The transcript has 2 exons. Lineage: Eukaryota; Viridiplantae; Streptophyta; Magnoliopsida; Dioscoreales; Dioscoreaceae. Bases 71 to 460 code for a protein of 129 amino acids. The record is from RefSeq and is a predicted model, not a curated record.
AGUUGAUACCGAAAGCUUGAUGCUGUAAACAGUGUCCAGGGGAUAAACUAGGGCCGUAUAAACCAGAUAAAUGAGGGCGAAUUUUGGUGAGCUUUCAAUACCAGCAGUCCUCAUAUCAAUGCAUCUGUGGGUUUUCAUGCAAAUGGUUUCAUUCUUUAAACCACGGCCAUGUAUGUCUGCCAGUGUGCCUGGCUAUAUAGAGCUCAUCAUCAUCUUCAUCUUCAUCAUCCAAACACUGAAAGGGGCUGCUCUUGAGCUCAAAGAACAACUGGUCAAGCCUAAGCCAUCAGCUAUGAAGAGCAAGUGGGCAGCGAUCGGUUCUCCAGGCUGGUGGUCUCCGACCUCUGAUCACGCCAUGCAGAGCAAGAGUCCAUCCGAGAAUAACUCCAAAACCAAGUGCGUGGCUGCGGAGGAGUCCAUGAGGAUGGUUAUGUACUUGAGUAGUUGGGGGCCUAACUAACCAGCCACUGCGUCUUGCAUGAGAGAUGUCUCUUAUGCAUGGUCUUGCCCACAAUUGACAAUCCUCGGAGCUUGGAUCUUCACAAAUUUCACUAAAGGCAAUCCUAAAGAUUCAGAGCAGAGCAUCCAGCGGCACAAGAGCUGAAACCUGACGUGCUAGUCGUGCAUGUACUAAGAGGCCAAUGUUCAAUAAGCAGCAGAGAUUCACACUGAAUUUGGAGAUAUGAGUCAUACGAUCACAAUUGACAUCAAUUUUCCCAAAUAACAGUGGGUUUUCCCAACUUUGUGAAUGAACUUAUGAUAUGUUUUGCUGUCUUAAUCUAUAUUCUAGUUAAUGGUAAUGAAAAUAAGCUAUUGUGAGUUCUCAA